This is a messenger RNA of Megachile rotundata (alfalfa leafcutting bee), 1480 nucleotides long. RefSeq names its product UDP-galactose transporter senju (gene senju). Gene Ontology annotation, cellular component: Golgi membrane. Gene Ontology annotation, biological process: pyrimidine nucleotide-sugar transmembrane transport. NCBI's taxonomy places the organism in Eukaryota, Metazoa, Arthropoda, Insecta, Hymenoptera, Megachilidae. The record is from RefSeq and is a predicted model, not a curated record. Gene Ontology annotation, molecular function: pyrimidine nucleotide-sugar transmembrane transporter activity.
GUUACACAGGAUGUAUUGAUAUAUAUACGAAAUAAAAUCGAAAUAAAAUCAAUUGCUUAAAUACAAAUUUUUUAAAUGAAAGGAGAUUAAUAUUCAUACAUGUGAAAACAUGAAUAUUUAAUACGUUUGUACUUUAUCACUCGGUACACACAGUUAUUUGUAGUCUCAGUUGAUAACGAAGGUUCCGGCGGAGAAGUAGCUGUCAUGACGUAUAUUUUAUGAACGUCUCUGUUUCUAACGUAAUAACAUCAAAAAGAAGAUUUGUUAUGGAAACUAUAAAUUGGGGGGAAUUAUUCCCAGGAAGAUGGAGCCUUGUCAUUUUUAUUUCGUACAUGGCCCUUUUUGUGAAUCAAGGCAUUAUUGUAACUUGGUCUCAACGAGAUGGGCAUUAUGAAUACAACAUUGUUAUGGUAGUAUUGAUGACAGAAGUAUUAAAGUUACUUGCUUCAGUUAUAUUAUAUUGCAAAGACAAUAGCAUUACACGUCUCAUUCAAGAAACACUGGGACAUAAGAAAGUGUUCCUUCUAUACAUGAUACCUUCAUUUUUAUAUUGUCUGUACAAUAAUUUGGCAUUCAUCAAUUUGGCUGCAUUUGAUCCAACAACUUACUAUGUUUUAUUACAAUUUCGUGUUGUUACGACUGGAAUUAUUUUCCAGGUUGUUUUUAAUAAGAAAUUGUCACUAAAACAAUGGCUUUCACUAGUGUUACUAACUAUUGGAUGCAUGGUAAAACAUAUAGAUUUGAACUUGAACAUCAGUGUAUUUGAAGCCAAAAUUAAUUUAAAUAGUAACGUAAUUUUAAUAUUUGUACAGACUAUUUGUUCUUGCCUGGCUGGAGUAUAUAAUGAAUAUUUACUAAAAGAACAAGGAGCAAAUAUCAAUAUUUUUGUACAAAAUGUAUUUAUGUACAUUGACAGUAUUUUCUGCAACUUUUUAGUUUUUGUAUUACUUUACAUCUCAGACAAUAGCACAUCAAAUAUAUUUAACAAUGCCAACCCUAGCUUACUUAUGCAGCCAAAGGUUAUUAUAAUUAUGUUAAACAAUACAGCAGUCGGUAUAAUUACGAGUUUUUUCUUACAAAAUUUAAAUUCAAUUUUAAAAACCUUUGCUAGCGCGUUGGAACUGGUAUUUACAGCAAUUCUCUGCUGGAUAAUAUUUAAUAUUCCUAUCCAUUUAAACACUGUAGUUUCUAUUGCUAUGGUGAGCUACGCAGUGAUAUUAUAUUCUCAAAAUCCAGUACAAAACAUUAGAACCAAAGAAAAAUUAAUAUCUGAUAGUAUAGUUUAGUCAAAUAAAUUUAGGAAAUUUGUAUUAAUUAUAUAUGAAUCUAGAAGUAUUUUACUUCAUAUAAACUUAUUACAUAUGUGUUCACAGAGCUAUGUUUUACUGUAUACUUUUUGUACAUAAAAUUGUUAUAGUACUUAAGCGAUACAAACAACUUGCAUAAGAUAAAAAUGAAAGUGACUUUUAUAUAGUAUUAU